Candida tropicalis MYA-3404 is the source of this 3180-nucleotide messenger RNA. It is a transcript of the gene THS1, whose product is annotated as threonine--tRNA ligase. NCBI's taxonomy places the organism in Eukaryota, Fungi, Ascomycota, Pichiomycetes, Serinales, Debaryomycetaceae. The record is from RefSeq and is a predicted model, not a curated record. Gene Ontology annotation, cellular component: cytoplasm. Bases 1 to 3180 code for a protein of 1059 amino acids. Gene Ontology annotation, molecular function: ATP binding; threonine-tRNA ligase activity. Gene Ontology annotation, biological process: threonyl-tRNA aminoacylation. The transcript has a single exon.
AUGUCUGAAGUUGCUGACAAAGUCAAAGACAUGUCUUUGAAAGAAGGCAAGAAGGACGGCAAGAAAAAGGCCGAAAAGAAACCUUCAAAUGCAUUGUACUUAGACCCACAACCAGAAUUUAUUGAUCAAAGAAUCGCCAUGUUUGAACAUUUCAAACAAAAAUACGAUGAAGAAAUCAGCAAGAAAGAAAAGGUUCCAAUUAAAGUUACUUUGAAGGAUGGUUCAAUUAAAGAAGGUACCGCAUACGAAACCUCUCCAAUGGAUAUUGCCAGCUCUAUUGGUAAAUCUUUUGCUGAAAGACAAGUCAUCGCCAAGGUUGAUGGUAAGUUGUGGGAUAUGCCACGUCCAUUGGAAGGUGAUGCCAAGUUGGAAUUCUUGGAUUUUGAACACCCAGAAGGUAAAGCUGUUUUCUGGCACUCUUCUGCCCAUAUUUUGGGUGAAGCCUGUGAAUGCCACUAUGGUUGUCACUUGACCCACGGUCCACCAACUGAUGAUGGUUUCUUCUACGAUAUGUCCAUUAACAAUGGUGAAACUGCUGUUACUCAAGCUGAUUUCCCAAGUUUGGAACAAGUUGCAACCAAGGCCAUCAAGGAAAAGCAAAAAUUCGAACGUUUAGAAUUGACCAAGGAACAAUUAUUGGAAAUGUUCAAAUACAACAAGUAUAAGAUCAAGUUUAUCAGUGACAAGAUCCCAGAUGGUACUUCUACCACUGUUUACAGAUGUGGUCCAUUGAUUGAUUUAUGUGUCGGUCCCCACAUUCCACAGUCUGGUAGAAUCAAGGCAUUCAAGGUUUUGAAGAACUCUGCUUCCUAUUUCUUGGGUGAUUCUAACAAUGAUUCCUUGCAAAGAGUCUAUGGUAUUUCUUUCCCAGAUAAGAAAUUGAUGACUGAACAUUUGAAAUUCUUGGCUGAAGCCGCUGAAAGAGACCACAGAAAGAUUGGUAAAGAACAAGAAUUGUUCUUCUUUAGUGAGAUGUCACCAGGUUCUGCCAUGUGGUUGCCACACGGCACUAGAAUCUACAAUACUUUGGUUGAAACUUUGAGAGAAGAAUACAGAAAGAGAGGUUACGACGAAGUCAUUACUCCAAACAUGUACUCCACUAAGCUUUGGGAAACUUCUGGUCAUUGGCAAAAUUAUAAGGAAAACAUGUUUUCUUUUGAAGUUGAAAAGGAAACUUUUGGUUUGAAACCAAUGAACUGUUUGAGUGAAGAUAUGAGAGUUCAAACCAACAAGGGUUUCUUAGGAUUGGAUGAAGUCAAGGACCAAUGGAGAGAUUUGAAAUUUGCCAACUAUAACCCAGAAACCAAACAAAUCCAAUACUUGCCUGCUUCAAACUUUAUCUUGAAGGAUGCUGCUAACCACAAGAUGGUUGAAUUUUCUGAUUAUGACAUCAACUCAGAUGCCCAUGGCAGCUUCUCAUUGUUUGUUACUGACAAUCAUGACAUGUAUGUCCAAACUGGUCGUGUUGACAAAGAAGCUGGCGACAUUAACAGAAUUGUUUACGAAGAAAACCUGGAAUUUUCUAAAGUUGAAGCUUCUCAACUUGUCGGUAGCGGUAAAGGUAUCCGUUUCACCACCACUGCUCCAAACGGUAUCGACAUUGCUUCUGUUGCUUCUUACAAACAAGUCGUCAGUGAAAAUCAACAACAAACCUUCUUGGAACUUUAUGGUUACUGGGUUGGUAAUGCUGAUAAAGUUGGCGAAACUGGUGUUACUUUCACUGCUGCUAACGAAGCUAACUCUGCUUGGUUGAGCAAAGCUAUCAGUGAAUUGGAAGGCAAAGUUGACGGAACUACUAUUACCGACUCCAAAUUGAGUGCAUUAUUCAAUGGUAGCGAACAAUCAUUUGCCGAAUGGGUUUGGGACCUUGCCAAAGAUGAACUUAGAUCAGUUGUUCAUGGUUUUGCUAGAGCCAGUGGUGAUGAAAACAAAAAGAUCUAUACCUCCUCCGUUAUUUUGCGUGAUGAAUUGGUACGUGUUUUGUUGCAUGCUGGUUAUACUUCAAGAUUUGAAUUGAACGCCACUAAAGGAUGGGAAAUCACUUAUGUUGAAGAUGUUGCCCAAUGUGUCAACCCAGUCUUGUAUUCUGACAAGAAUGUUAAAGUUGUUGAUGAUUACUUUGGUAGAGUCUGGUGUGUCACUGUUCCAACUGGAUUGAUUAUUGUUCAAAGAGUUGUCAAGAAUGCCGAAGACGUUGUUGUUAAAGCUUCUAGACCUACAAUCGUUGGUAAUUGUCCAGGUCACGCUGUUAUGUUCAAAUCAAGAGAACGUUCUUACCGUGACUUACCAUGGCGUGUUGCUGAUUUUGGUGUUAUCCACAGAAACGAAUUUUCUGGUGCUCUUAGUGGUUUAACCAGAGUUCGUCGUUUCCAACAAGAUGACGCGCACAUUUUCUGUACUGCUGACCAAAUUGGUACUGAAAUUGCUGGUGUUUUUGAUCUUUUGAAGAAAAUGUACGGUAUUUUUGGUUUUGAAUUCAAGAUGGAAUUAUCCACCAGACCAGAAAAAUAUGUUGGUGAUUUGGAAACUUGGAACGGUGCUGAACAAAAAUUGGAACAAGCUUUGGAUGAGUUCUUGGGUAAAGGCAAAUGGGAAUUGAACCCAGGUGAUGGUGCUUUCUACGGUCCAAAGAUUGAUAUCAUGAUUAGUGAUGCUUUGAAGAGAUGGUUCCAAUGUGCUACCAUCCAAUUGGAUUUCCAAUUGCCACACCGUUUUGAAUUGGAAUACAAAACCGACAAGGGUCCAACUUCACGUCCAGUCAUGAUUCACAGAGCUAUCUUGGGUUCCGUUGAAAGAAUGACUGCUAUCUUGACUGAACAUUACAAGGGUAAAUGGCCAUUCUGGUUGUCUCCAAGACAAAUUUUGAUUGUUCCAGUUGGUCCAAAAUACUACGACUAUGCUCAAACACUUCAAAAGAGAUUGAAUGACGAACACUCAUUCUAUUGUGAUGUCGAUGUCAGUGGUAACACUUUGCCAAAGAAGAUCAGAACUGGUCAAAUGUACAAAUACAACUUUAUCUUUAUUGUUGGUGACGAAGAAGAAAAGAGCAACAGUGUUAAUGUUAGAAACAGAGAUAUUCCAGAAGAACAAGGUAAGAAUGCCAUGGUCAAGGUCGAUGAUGUUAUCCAACAAUUGUUAGAUUUGAAACAAUCUAAAAGAAGCGACAAUAAAUUGGUAUAG